AUGCCCUCGUCCCCGCCCUACAAGUCCAACAAGAACCAAAUCAAGAAGGACUCCAUUAAACAGAGGCUAGAAUCUGCAAUCGCAGCUGGUGAGAUGCCUCCGUUCUGCACUAACUGCGGUGCCAUUGAGACCCCAACCUGGCGCAAGAUUUGGGUUCAGGAACAUGACGGAGCACCAGAAAGCGUAGAGUACUCAGAGAAGCCUGGCCGGGUUACUGCCAUUGAGAUUCUGAAACGGGAUAAGGACAAGAAUCCCCUGUCCCACCGCCUUAUCAAGAAAGCGCUUGGUUUCGGUGAUGAUCGAAAUGACUGGUCAGAGAAACUGCUCUGUAAUCCCUGCGCCAUGCAGAAUGUAUUUCAUUUACUGGCGGCUGACGGGCGCCAUACUAAGAACAUGAGUCAGUCAGUCCCAGGCUCCUCCCAUUCCCGGGCUUCCAGAGGUACUGGGACUGCUGACAGUCCCAUCGAGAUGGACCUUGAUGACGAGUUGGGAAGCACUCGACGCCUGCUCUUCCCUUCACCCCGUAAGGAGGGUACACCAAAGACCUUGGGAGAGAUCGAUGCCAACGUAACUAAGGCAGCGGACUGUCGGCAAAACAAGGAGAUCUGUGGAAAGGAGAAUGCAGUUUGCGAUGCUCAGAGCGAAGAUCUCAUCAUGGAUGAUGACAUAGAGGCGUUGUUUAACAGCCCAGUCCAUGAAGAGUACGACGUGGCCGAGAAAUGCCUGUUUUAG
Fusarium verticillioides 7600 is the source of this 732-nucleotide messenger RNA. RefSeq lists its product as hypothetical. The transcript is spliced from 4 exons. Bases 1 to 732 code for a protein of 243 amino acids. Gene Ontology annotation, biological process: rDNA heterochromatin formation; silent mating-type cassette heterochromatin formation; regulation of transcription by RNA polymerase II. Gene Ontology annotation, molecular function: zinc ion binding. NCBI's taxonomy places the organism in Eukaryota, Fungi, Ascomycota, Sordariomycetes, Hypocreales, Nectriaceae. The record is from RefSeq and is a predicted model, not a curated record.